UCUGUGACCAUGGCUGAGGAGCUGGGCCGCAGGUCCGUGUCGCGGCUGCGGCUUCUUCUGUCGGUUCUGAAGCCUGGGAACUACGUCCCGCGUGCUGGGCCUGCAGCCGCAUUCGGCACCUCAGUAACCUCUGCCAAAGUGGCUGUGAAUGAUGUCCUCUUGCAUUAUCAGCAGACUGGAGAGGGAGAGCAUGCGGUCCUGCUGCUUCCUGGAAUGUUGGGAAGUGGAGAGACUGAUUUUGGACCUCAGAUUAAGAACCUCAAUAAGAAGCUCUUCACAGUGGUUGCCUGGGAUCCUCGAGGAUAUGGACAUUCCAGACCCCCAGAUCGAGAUUUCCCAUUGGACUUUUUUGAAAGGGAUGCAAAAGAUGCAGUUGAUUUGAUGAAGACACUGAAGUUUAAGAAGGUGUCCCUGUUGGGGUGGAGCGAUGGUGGUAUUACAGCACUCAUAGCAGCUGCGAAAUAUCCAUCUUACAUCAACAAGAUGGUGAUCUGGGGAGCCAAUGCCUACGUGACUGAGGAAGAUGAAACCAUUUAUCAGGGUAUCAGAGAUGUUUCUAAAUGGAGCGAGAGAACAAGAAAACCUCUAGAAACCUUAUAUGGGUAUGACUACUUUGCCAAAACCUGUGAGAAGUGGGUGGAUGGCAUAAAACAGUUUAAACGUCUUCCAGAUGGGAAUAUCUGUCGGCACUUGCUGCCCCUGGUUCAGUGCCCCACCUUAAUUGUGCACGGGGAGAAGGAUCCUCUGGUCCCACGUUUCCAUGCCGACUUCAUACACAAACAUGUGAGAGGGUCACGGUUGCAUCUGAUGCCAGAAGGCAAACACAAUCUGCAUCUACGUUUUGCAAAUGAAUUCAAUAAGUUAGCAGAAGACUUCUUGCAAUAAAAACACCCACGAGAACUGCUGGGAUCUGUGCAUUC
Molecule: messenger RNA, 920 nt
Organism: Hyaena hyaena (striped hyena)
Lineage: Eukaryota; Metazoa; Chordata; Mammalia; Carnivora; Hyaenidae
Gene: BPHL
Product: biphenyl hydrolase like
Exons: 7
Coding region: 10-885 (291 amino acids)
Source: RefSeq, a predicted model, not a curated record